UGCUAAGUUUGCAUAGCACGCUCACUUAACUGGCCUCCGCGCGCGUCCCAAUGCCUGCCUCCCGCCGCCGACUAGGGGACACCAGAUGACGCCGCCCUCCUCGUAGCCGUCACUGGCCGCGGCCCCAGCUGCACCUCCCGGCACUCCGCCUCCCUCCAGAUCCUCGCAGACGUCCGUAGUGUGUCAUUUUCUCGUUAAAUAAGUGGAAAUGAGCGUAGUAAACCUGCAGCAUCCAGAGUGGGACGAGGGCGAGGUAAGAAACCGCGACCAAUGAGGGCGCGGCUCGGCGCAAGGGGGCGGAGCCAGCAGUCUCUCAACGCUGCCAACACUACAUUCAUUGUAUUUGCCAGCUGGCCGCCAGGGAGUGAGCAUACGCGCAAUCUCGAGGGGCACGCUGUGAUUUGCUGUGUCUGGCCGGGCGCCGUGAAAGCCUGCGUGCCUUCGCCGUGUGCUGGGGGACGCGGCCGCGAGUGACAUGUGUGCGGGAGUGCGCCGCGGGGCGUGACGUGCCGGGCGUCGGGGCGGGCACAGCCAGGAGGCGAUGUUGGUGGGAGGGCAGGCGUGAGGCUGAACCACUGGGUCGGUGGGCCGCCCUCAGAUGCUCAGAUAACAGCGGCUCCAGCAUGGCGGGGCCCACCACCAACGCACUCCUGUGGGUGACUGUGGGCGUGUGGGUGUGGGUGGCCUGCUGGGAACAAGUGUGGGCGGACUACCCCGUGCUGAUGUCGCAGGAGCACCCCGGGGGCCCGCUGCGGUGCGAGCCCAUUCGCAUCGCCGCCUGCAGGGACAUGGGCUAUAACCUCACCUCCAUGCCCAACCUGGUGGGCACCGAGCUGCAGAAAGACGCCGAGUCUCGCCUCAACUCCUUCAAUCCGCUCAUCCAAUACGGCUGCUCCUCCCAGCUGCAGUUCUUCCUGUGCUCCAUCUACACGCCCAUGUGCACCACGCAAGUGCCUACGCCCAUCGGCCCGUGCCGCGACCUGUGCCACACGGUGCGCGACAGGUGCGCGCCCGUCAUGGCCGAGCUGGGCUACCCGUGGCCCGCCUUCCUCAACUGCUCCAGGUUCCCGCCGGAGAACAACGAACAGUAUAUGUGCAUGGAGGGGCCCGGCGAGAAGAUGCCGCCCUUCUCCCCGCCCACCACCUCCCCGCGCCCGCAGCCGCCCAGGCGCUGCAGCCAGUACGCCCACGCACACAAGUACCGCUACGUAAACGCCACGGGGACGUGCGCGCCUCUGUGCCAGGUGAACAUCUCCUUCAGCACCAAUGACAAGUACUUCGCCGGGGUAUGGAUGGCCAUCUGGGCCGUGGCGUGUUUCGCCGUCACGCUCUUCACAGUGCUAUCCUUCCUGCUGGAUGCCGCCGCCUUCAGGUACCCGGAGCGCGCCGCCGUGCACCUGGCCCUCUGUUACAACCUGGUGUCCGUGGGCUACCUGGUUAGGCUGGUGGCGGGGCCUGACCGCGUCACGUGCCACACGGACCAGGACCUGGGCCUGGUAGCGGUCACCGAGGGCGCCCUGCACACUACCUGUGCCCUCGUCUUCCUGCUGCUGUACUACUUCAGCACCGCGGCCUCCGUGUGGUGGGUGAUGCUGUGCGUGUCAUGGCUGCUGCGGGCGUGGCGGGGCUGGGGGCACGAGCAGAUCCUGAGGCACUCGUCCGCCUUCCACGUGGCCGCCUGGGGUCUGCCCGCCGCCCAGGCCAUCGUGUGCCUCGUCUUCAGGAAGGUGGACUCCGAUGAGCUCACGGGAACAUGCUACGCGGGGCAACAGAACACGGAGACCCUAGUUCGCUUCGUUCUUGUACCCCAGUUCUUGUAUCUGGUGAGCGGCGCCACCCUGGUUCUCCUAGUGUUCGCCUGCCUGUGGAGAACUCGAGGCCGUUUGAAGGAGGAGGGCCUGAAGACUGACCGGGUUGAUGUGACGGCGGCCAGAGUCGGUGUGGUGGCUGUGCUAUAUAUGGUGCCAGCUACUUGUCAGGUCGGCGCAACUUUCUACGAGUACGUGGAGCGGGAACAGUGGCUUCACGACUCCACCGUGAGACCCAACAUGGAGAUCUUCAUGCUCAAAAUCUUCAUGUCCGUGGCUGUGGGCAUCAUGGGCGGCCUGUUUCUGGUGAACGGCCGAGUGCUGGAUUCCUGGAAGCAGUUUCUCCGGCGGUUUACAUCCAAGAAGCAGCCGCUACCGCCUUACCUCCAAGCCUCGCACCUGAACCAGCACAACCAGACACACUUCACUACUUCAGGCGCCCCACACAAGCACCCACACCACACCGCGCCAGCCUACCACGUCCCGCACCACCACCACCAUCUACUGUAUCAGGAUCAGGGUGGUAUGAGUGGUAUUCCAGAGGUACACGGUUUUCCAAGGUACCAGGCGGGAUCCAAGCACCAGCACCACCACCAUCAGCAUCACCACCACCACCACCAGCACUACCCGCGUGACGCAAGGCAUAAGUGUGGCUCCGAGACGCAAGUGUGACGGGAAAUGUGACGGUGUGGGUGUUUUGGUGAAAGUGUGAAUAUGAUGUUAGCUUUCUGUGUGUAUGUGUGUGUGUGUGUGUGUGUGUGUGUGUGUGUGUGUGUGUGUGUGUGUGAGAGAGAGAGAGAGAGAGAGAGAGAGAGAGAGAGAGAGAGAGAGAGAAUGAUCACCAAAAUAAAAGGAAAAACACAAGAAAACACCGUCACUUCUUAACAGUUCAAAACUCGUAACAGUAAGAGCAAGAAGCAACAAAUGCCCAGCACAGUACCUUGUCCUCGAGGUCUGCGGGAUGUCCCUCUCUCUCCUCCAUUCUGCACUGGCCUAGAAAAAAAAAAUAAUAAUAAUAAGGAAAAUGCUAAUUCCUUCACUGUUGCACAAUCUUUUCAUUCUUUUUAAUUUUGUGUUCACUUACUUUUACAACGUGAGGAAAAGUGAGAAGGAAAAAGAUUAAUAAUUUUACUUCUAGACAAAAUUUUUUCCCACUUUUCCUACUUUUUUUACUACAUUCUGGACACUUACUUAUGCUGUAGUCUUAAAAGUUCCAGGAAAACAUUAAUCUUUUACUAUUAAAUUCCUACUUUUCUUACUUUUGGACAUUUCCUCCAGCCUCUUAAUGAAAAUAUAGGAAAAAAAUAUUCUUUUACUCCUAUACAAUUUUUCCUACUUUUCCUACUUUUACAACCAUCUCGACCAUCAUUUUUGCUCGACUUUCCGAAAUAAUUCUGCGGCCAAGAAAAAAGAUUUAGUGAUUCUCUUCUAUAAUAAUAUCUCUUCUUUCAACAACCUAGCUGGGGCCAGAAGGUCUUUCUAUUGCUGUCUGUAUUCCUUGCUAUUCCUUCUGUAUCUGUGUCCAUGCAGAAUUUACAACUGAGUUCAGAAUAUUCAACCGUGUCAGUGAAAUUAUUAGAGAGAGAAAAGCGCUGAGGAACCCCAAGAAACAAAGAGGAAGUACCUAAAUUGACCAAGAGGAGAGAGAGAAACAAGAACUUGAAUAUCCUAAGAAACAAACAGAAAAUAACUCUAAUUUUAAAACUGCCAUAUAGACUUCGUCCUAAUACUUCCCCGUGCCAAGGACCCAGGGGCGUAUUAGGGACUCAGGGACGCUGUAGAAGGUGCUAAAGGAACGCUAUUAGUGACCGCAAGUGCCUCAGGUCAGAGGAAUGCCAAAAAAUUGCUUCUGACGUAGUGAAACCAAAGGAAACACACUGAGGCUUCGAAAUGAACGGCUUCACUUUGUAUAUAUAUUUGUUGAAGCCUCGUGAAGCCUCGUAUCGUUCUAUACUGGUGCUCUAAGUUUAAGUUUAGUGAGUAAGUGAAGUUUGUGUCAGAGAAGCGUGUGUUGGUUCUUUUCUUAGAAGUGAAAGGAAAGAAAAUAAGGAAGAGUUUCGGAGCUCAAAGUGAAAAUUGAAGUAGGGAGUAAGUGAAGGUACUAGAAGUGGUGAAAGAGAAGAAAAUUGAGGAAAGAAGUUCAUUUUAGUAUUUUAUUGUGUACGAAAUAUGAAAAAUGGAAAAUUUAACGAAAAAUGAAAAAUAUGAUAGAUACGAGUGGAAUAGCAAACGGAAAGAGAUAAACGUCUUUUGUUAAUGAAGGAUGAAGAAAAGAAACAAAUCCUAAGAAAAAUGUGCCUUUGUCCAUAAAGUAAGGAUUACAGAUAAGAAUGAAAUUGUCGUAAAGAAAGUAAGAUAGAAUUAAAACAAAAAUACAUUAGAAAAUAAAGUAUAGCCUGAAAGUGUUAAGGGAAUAAAAACAGAAACUAAGGAAUAUCAAUUUCAAAUAAAAGUUUUUUAUAUAAGAAAAGCUGAGAAUUUAUUAUUAUUAUUAUUAUUAUUAUUAUUAUUAUUAUUAUUAUUAUUAUUAUCAUCAUUAUUAUCAUUAUUAUUAUUAUUAUUAUUAUUAUUAUUAUUAUUAUUAUUAUUAUUAUUAUUAUUAUCAUCACCGUCAUCAUCAACCUUCAUCUGUGUGUGUGUGUGUGUGUGUGUGUGUGUGAGAGAGAGAGAGAGAGAGAGAGAGAGAGAGAGAGAGAGAGAGAGAGAGAGAGAGAGAGAGAGAGAGAGAGAGAGAGAGAGACUAUACCCUACACAUUUUUUCUUCCUUCCCUCCCUCUUUCCUUCCAUCCUUCCCUCCCUCCCUCCCUUCAAUAACUCAAAAAACCUCCUUCCCUCCCUCCAUCGUUCCCUUCUCUUUCUCUCCCACCAUGUUUCUUUUUCCCUCACCUUCCCUUCCUCCCUCCUUCACCCAUCCCCCUCUCUCUCUCUCUCUCCUAACUCACCACAGACCACAAACUGUUGGGAGAAGGGUGAAAAAAUGGGAGUUAAUGAGGAGUGCUGGAAGGAAGUACAGUGGCAAGCUUUAAGUGGAUAUUUGAGGAGGUGAAGGCGAGUGUGUAACCAAGACAUGUGGGUAAUUAAGACUGAUGGCUGACUAAUACACUGGCAGACUGACAGAUGCAUAGAGUAGACAGCUAAACAGAGGGAUAUAAAACAGAGCUAUAAACAGGUGGAUUAGAGUAAAGAAAGGUUAUAGAAGAUUGAUAACGAGAAGAAAAAGGUUAGAAUAAAGAUAAAUUGAUUGAGAGAAAGAAGUGGACGAAUAUAGGAGUCAAGAAAGGUUAUGAUAAAGUAAUGGACAAUGAUAAACUGAGAGAAAGAGAAGAUAAUAAACAAACAGACUGACAGAAAAGAUGAAACUAGACAAAUGAUGAUAGAAAAAAAGACGAAAAUACACAAGAUAAUAGAGAAGAAGAAAAAUGGACAAAGAAUUAUUAAGGUGAAGAUAUCCUGACUAACCACACACACACACACACACACACACACACACACACACACACACACACACACACACACACACACACACACACACACACACACACGCAAAAUGAAGUAUCCCAUUACACACUCUAAUUAGGUAACCAAGCACAAGAAGGAGUAAUUAUUAUUGAGCUAACCUGAUAAAUUGGUCUCCUUAACCGCGCCGCCAUUGAGACGCACGUAAGGCUCAAUGUUCCUCACCUGUGCCUUCAUUUCCGCCCUUAUACACAUACUGAGUUUGAAUCAAGACAGUGCUAUACAGGGAUCUAGGAAAAUACUAGGUAAUAUUUUUGCAUUUAUACGUUAGAUUAAUAAACUUACGUGAAUUAUUAUUAUUAUUUUUUUUAAUACGUACUUAGGAAAGGAUUGUUAGCUUAUACAUGAUACAUAAAUGGUAUUGCUAUUAAUGUAUUGUGUUAAAUGUAUAGACAUACAAGAUACAUAGACUUCACACGUGUUAUACGAGAAAAUGUAUACUUUUAUGCAUUAUUUUUAUUAUUAUUAUUAUUAUUAUUAUUAUUAUUAUUAUUAUUAUUAUUAUUAUUAUUAUUAUUAAAGAACAUUUUUUCACAGGAAUUUUAAUGAAAGUUAAAUAAGUUUAUAAAUCAUACACUCGUUUUAUUAAUUAAUUAAUUUAUUUAUUUAUUUAUUUAUUUAUUUAUUUAUCUAUUUAUUUAUUUAUGGUAAGACAUUUAAGUGAAUUAUGAGCGAAAGUUUCUGCAUCGAGAGAGAGAGAGAGAGAGAGAGAGAGAGAGAGAGAGAGAGAGAGAGAGAGAGAGAGAGAGAGAGAGAGAGAGAGAGAGAGAGAGAGAAGCUAAAUAACUCAACGGUCGUUAAUAAUAAAGGGCGUGUGAUCCAAUAAUUAAGAGGGAAUGAGCGAUAAGAAGUGAUAAGCCCGAAGUGUUUAUACAAGCUUUCCAAAAUUAUUCGCUCGGGUUUUCAAAAUUCGCCCAGUCAAGAGUUCAGAUUCAUUCGUUCCUUUUGAAAAUUUUAUUUACUCGAUUAUGACAAGAUAUUUUGCUUCUUGUGUGUGUGUGUGUGUGUGUGUGUGUGUGUGUGUGUGUGUGUGUGUGUGUGUGUGUGUGUGUGUGUGUGUUUCAUCCCACACUCAUAUAUCAACUUUUUUUUUCCUUUUGGUUUUUCAUUUAUUAUUUUUUUGUGACACGUAGAAACAAGAAGAGUGAGGAGAAUGAGGCAACAAGUGUGCGCAGAAAAUACAGGUGUGUGUGUGUGUGUGUGGGUGACGGGGUUGGGGGAGGAGACAAAACAAUACCAGGUGCUUGUCUGGCAGAGUGUGUGAGAGAAAAAUAAAAAUCAACACACACACACACACACACACACACACACACACACACACACACACACACACACACACACACACACACACACACAUUUUCAGGUAUAUAAAAGUUACCCUUGCAAUGUACAGGUUAGAUGACUAAGAUUAAUGUACUUACAGGUUUACGUAGAAGAGUAUACAGUCUUAGUUCUAUAGGUAAAAAAAAAACUCAUUGUAUGUACUUACACAGGUGAAAAUAUUUUGUGAUUGUGAAGAAAAUGUAGAUAAUAGACAAACAGUUUAUAGAAUGCAUUAAUUGUAUCGUUUCCUUGUUACUGUGAAAAGUGAAGUGAAUAAAUUUUGGUGUAGAUGCAGGUAAAGGAAAGGAAGUAAUUAUUGUACACAGGUAAAAAGAAUAUUGACUUUUAUAUGUCUUUCAGAAAUAUAGACAAAUUUAUAGAAAAACUGUCCUUAUAAUGUGAAAAGAAGAACAUUUUGAUGCACAUACAAGUAAACUAAGAAAGUAAUUAGCGUACACAGCAAGAAUAAUAUUGAUUUUGAUUAUUGUCUCGAAAAACACAGAAAAAUAUGAAGGAAGAAUACUUUCAUGUCCGUAAAAAUGAAUGAAGAAAGAAAAAAGUCUCAUAAAAGUUUGAAGUUAAAAAAAGACACGAAAAGAAAAGAAAGGCAAAGGAAAGCGAAAUAAAUGCCAAAAUUCUCGUUAAAAGUAAAAAUUUGACUGAGUUUUGAUAAUGUUGUCAUGUUUUCAGUCUUAAUUGUUUCACAGGUGGUCGUUUUUAUCAUCAGAGGUUGGCAAGGAAAGUUGGAUUGACGAGUUACUAUGUACAAGUUACCUGUCCUUCGAAAAACACUUGUAGUAGUAAUAUAAGUGUGUAGUGUUUGAAUUUCGGCAGUUACUUUAUGUGCAAACACUUAAAACACUUCAAUGUACAAAUGCCGUUACUUAAACCAUUUAUUUAGCAGCGAUUUUGUUGGUACUGUUAUUAUAUUUACUUAUUUUUAUUAUUUUUAUUUUUUUCAGGUGUUUUACAUUUUACUUUUUGGUCUAUUUUAUUUCCUUAUGUCUGUUUUUUAUCUUUUUUUUUUUACUUAAGUGAGGAAUUAUUGAUGAUUUUUUUCGUGUUUUUUUUUUUUUUUCAAUUGGAUUUUAUGUUUAUUAAUUAAAUUUAUCUAAUUUCAAACUGUAACGUUUACGAUAAAUGGUAAACCAUUAUUUUUUUCCCUCAUAUGUAAGUUAUUAUUAUUAUUGUUAUUAUUAUUAUUAUUAUUAUUAUUAUUAUUAUUAUUAUUAUUAUUAUUAUUAUUAUUAUUAUUAUUACACGAUACUGACCUCUAUGUUACGUGAUAAAAGUGGCCAUAUUGGUUAUAAAUAUUAGACACUCUCUCUCUCUCUCUCUCUCUCUCUCUCUCUCUCUCUCUCUCUCUCUCUCUCUCUCUCUCUCUCUCUCUCUCUCUCUCUCUCUCUCUCUCUCUCUCUGUAAAUAGUACGGGUGUCACUGUGUGUGUGUGUGUGUGUUUAUAUGUGUAUGUAUCUAUGUAUGUAUAAUAAAAACCACCUCAGUGUAUGUAUGUACGUAUGUAAGUACAGUUUUUUAUUAAUUAAAGUUGUUUUACGUCA
This is a messenger RNA of Scylla paramamosain (green mud crab), 8206 nucleotides long. RefSeq names its product frizzled-4-like. Gene Ontology annotation, cellular component: plasma membrane. Gene Ontology annotation, molecular function: Wnt receptor activity; Wnt-protein binding. Bases 624 to 2480 code for a protein of 618 amino acids. The transcript has 4 exons. The record is from RefSeq and is a predicted model, not a curated record. NCBI's taxonomy places the organism in Eukaryota, Metazoa, Arthropoda, Malacostraca, Decapoda, Portunidae. Gene Ontology annotation, biological process: canonical Wnt signaling pathway; non-canonical Wnt signaling pathway.